Amaranthus tricolor (Joseph's coat) is the source of this 1455-nucleotide messenger RNA. Its product is annotated as endonuclease III homolog 1, chloroplastic. The coding region runs from base 51 to 1181 and encodes 376 amino acids. Gene Ontology annotation, biological process: base-excision repair; base-excision repair, AP site formation; nucleotide-excision repair. The record is from RefSeq and is a predicted model, not a curated record. NCBI's taxonomy places the organism in Eukaryota, Viridiplantae, Streptophyta, Magnoliopsida, Caryophyllales, Amaranthaceae. Gene Ontology annotation, cellular component: chloroplast nucleoid; nucleus. The transcript has 11 exons. Gene Ontology annotation, molecular function: 4 iron, 4 sulfur cluster binding; DNA binding; oxidized pyrimidine nucleobase lesion DNA N-glycosylase activity.
ACCCAAUUUAAAUUUCUUCAUAAGGUUUAAAUAAAAGGCACCCUAAAACAAUGCUAAGUAUCUCAAUUGGGGGACCACAUCCUCUGCGCUGCGUAGGAAUCGGGUUGAGAAUGCCCAUCACCAGAUUAUCUUCAAAAGCCAUCAUCACCAAUACUAAGCAAAACCCUUCUCAAUCUUUAAAAGCAAUCCCACAUCAAAAUCAAGGCUCUGAACUCAAACCAGUUGUUUCUGCUUCGGAAAUUGAUGUUUUUGUUAGAAAAAAGAGGAUUAAAAGAGAACAGAAAACAGAAAGUAGUCAUGUUGAUGAAGUUACCGGUUUACCUGAUAUUGAAGAUUUCACCUUUAAAAAAAGCAAUAUGCUAGUAUCUAGGAGAGAGAAGUCGGAAUGCGUUUCUCCAGCUCAACCAACAGAAGUCGGUGUUGCUUCUACCGUGAAGUGUGGUAAUGCUCCAGAAAACUGGGUGAAGGUUCUUGAAGGGAUCCGUAGCAUGAGAUCUUCUGAAGAUGCACCAGUAGACUCUGUUGGUUGUGAGAAGGCUGGAAGUUCUCUUCCUCCAAAGGAAAGAAGAUUUGCGGUACUUGCUUCUACGCUGCUUUCAAGCCAAACCAAGGAUCAUGUUACUCAUGGCGCAAUUCAACGUCUCUUGCAAAAUGGACUUCUUGAUCCCUAUGCCAUUGAGAAAGCUAAUGAGGAAACCAUCAAGAACUUGAUCUACCCGGUAGGCUUCUACACCAGAAAAGCCAAUCACUUGAAAAAAGUAGCAAAUAUCUGUAUUGCCAAGUAUAAUGGAGAUAUUCCGAACUCACUAGCCGAUUUACUUGCACUCCCUGGAGUAGGUCCGAAAAUCGCUCAUCUGGUUCUACACAUUGCUUGGAAUGAUGUUCAAGGAAUAUGCGUUGACACUCAUGUCCAUCGUAUCUGCAACAGGCUAGGAUGGGUGACACGAGCUGGCUCUACUCAAAAAACUAAAACACCGGAGGAAACUAGAGAGGCACUGCAGAAAUGGCUUCCCAAGGAAAAUUGGGCUCCCAUAAAUCCACUUUUGGUCGGGUUUGGGCAGACCAUAUGCACACCAUUGAGACCGCAUUGUAGUAUUUGUGCGAUUAAUAAGCUCUGUCCGUCUGCGUUUAAAGAGGCUCCAAGCCCAUCUUCCAAACCAAAGAAACCAGCAAGUGAUUAGUUAGCAGCAGAACUUUUGUGAACUUCAAUAAAUGUUAUGUAAAUUUUGCUACCGAAGUGCUAAGCUUGUGUUUUUGAUGUGGGAUUAGUGAAGGCAUUGUGUAUUUCGCAAUUUGCUAUACAUCAUAUUGAUUGAUAUCAAUUUAUGUAAAUGGCUUAAUCAUUUGAUUACCCGAAGUAUUUGAUAUCAAUGUCCAUUCUCAACUGUGUCUAAGAAUUACAGAUCUUUGAUUUUGAAUUAUCACGGCUGAUAUUAAAAUGACUUAUUAAAAUUA